UGGAACAUACCAGAGCAUUUCCGGUAUUCGCCAACGCCAAUAACGCCAACGCAAAUAACGCCAACGCCAAUUACGUCAACCGUGGAGAACAACAACUUCCACAAUCAUGUUCUUUGUGCGCCAUGGUUGGACACAAACCAAGCAGAUGCCCCUCAUAUUCGACACCUCAACAGCGCAAACUUCGUCUAUUGGAACAAAGCAGAUGUUUGAAGUGCCUCCAGCAAAGUCAUACGACAGAGCAAUGCCAGCGAUCUUUUAUUUGCCGUCAGUGUGGAGGCGACGACCAUCACUUCCUUAUUUGCAUACCACCGCAGGCAAAAAUCGACUAUCCAACUCCUCAAGCGGUCUCAUAUGCACCACGUCUAGCUUUGCAAUCUUCGGUUCAAUCGCCAACACCACCGGCAAGAUCAGUGCAACAGACAGUUUCCAAGAUGCCUCAACGCCAAACACCACCGCGCCGAAAUGA
Messenger RNA from Meloidogyne enterolobii, 466 nucleotides. The record is from the annotation of a GenBank genome assembly. NCBI's taxonomy places the organism in Eukaryota, Metazoa, Nematoda, Chromadorea, Rhabditida, Meloidogynidae.